AUGCCGCUCACCUUCAAACCAUGGCCUUUCCUACCCAACCCGCCCGUCAUGGCUGAUCCGGCUCUGAAGUAUGUGACGCUCGUGUCUCGCGAUGGCUUCGAGUUCAUCCUUGAGCGCGAACAGGCAUGCGUCUCUGGAACCAUCAGCCGCAUGCUGGACCCCAAGAAUGGUUUCGUGGAGGCAAUUACUGGCCGCUGCGUUUUCGAAAACAUCAAUGGUGUUAUUCUCCAGCUAGUCUGCGAAUAUUUUCUCUACAACCAUCGCCACCGAAACGAGCUGAAUGUCGAGGACAUGGAGUUGCCGCUGGAGCUCUGCCUUGAGGUUCUGAUGGCUGCGGACUACCUGGACUGUUAA
This is a messenger RNA of Penicillium chermesinum, 354 nucleotides long. RefSeq names its product elongin C. NCBI's taxonomy places the organism in Eukaryota, Fungi, Ascomycota, Eurotiomycetes, Eurotiales, Aspergillaceae. The record is from RefSeq and is a predicted model, not a curated record. Gene Ontology annotation, biological process: ubiquitin-dependent protein catabolic process. The transcript has 3 exons. The coding region runs from base 1 to 354 and encodes 117 amino acids. Gene Ontology annotation, cellular component: elongin complex. Gene Ontology annotation, molecular function: protein-macromolecule adaptor activity.